GUGGGAUGAGAUUUGUGGCAGCUAGUAAAGGAAUCAAUUUAGACUAUUGGCAUGUUGUUCGAUAGGAGAAUAAUACAUGGCGGAUAAUGUGGAUAUAGGCUGAAUUGAUUAACUGCAGCUGUUUAGGUUUAACCAGAUUCUCACCUUGGUAAAUAUCUUGAGCAGAAAGGAUAGAAAUUCUUUGUUCAAUAGCAACUGAGGGAGUACUAAAUAUAUGAAUAAUUUGAUUACUAGCUACUUGAAUAAAAUUUCUGAACUUGCUAGAGAUCAUGUUAUGAAGGUUGGUGUUUGUUAUGGCUGUCAUCAAGAUACUUAUGCUGAAACAUAUUUAAUACACAGGGUAGGGCGAUACAAUGGGUGUAAUAGCUAUCUAUUUUGUGCUGCUAGCAUACUUCUGUAUUGUACUUCCAAAAUUUGCAGGGCUGAUGUAAAAUAUCAUAUCCUUCUUCCACUCUCAAGUAAGGGCUCAUUAAUUUUUUGAUAAUUGUCAUUAUUAUCUCUUUGACGGUUGAUUACAACUCACUACUUGAGAUUUGAUAUUUAUCGAUCUUAUAGAUCUACCAAAGUAAUUCCGUUUUUUAUCUAAUGUCUAGAUGUAGAAGAGGAUAAACAUGGAACAGAAGCUUCUGGUUUUCAUGCCGUUGCCUUCUUGUAUGGAAGCACUGAUGAUUCCAUUGAUCAAAAAAAUACUGAUGUUCAUAUGGAAUCUUCUGGAUUUCUCCCUCAAUUCCCUGUCCCUGGUGACCUUCUGCACAGCUUGAUGCUUGGAGCAGGGGUGGACUACUUGUGUUAGGUUGCCGUACACUGGCAACUUGUUUCCCUUUGAUCUCAUAACAAGGGCAAUGCAGGUGGGAUUAGGAAAGUUAAUAUUGAUUAUGAAGGCUGUCAGUUCAAGAGGGUAAACAUUAUGUAUAUGUUUCAUAUGGAUCCUUGCAUUGGUUGUACACCAUGAUUAUUCAACAAUCAUUUUCACUUAACACUUCAUUAAAUUUUAUAACUCUGUUAAAAUUCUGUCCUUGUGAUAUGAUGUGUGAAUUUUUUAUUUUAUUUAUUGUACUUCUGAUAUUAAGAUAUUCUUCUGUAUUUAUAUCCUUCUCUUCUGCAUUUCUUUUUUUUUUACAGCCUCCUACAGAAAAGCUACAUCAGAUAAUUGCGCGGACUGCCUUGUUUGUAAGUAAACAUGGUGGGCAGUCAGAGAUUAUACUCCGUGUGAAACAAGGAGAUAAUCCAACAUUUGGGUUCUUGAUGCCUGACCAUCAACUUCAUCCCUACUUCAGAUAUCUAGUUGACCACCCAGAACUUCUAAACUCUGAAUCUGCUGGAAGCCCUCAGGAUGACAGGAAAGAGACAAGUAAUGAUCAUGGCAUCUCCAAUGGUGUUGGUGGAGCAUUAUCCUUGCUUGGUUCUGUGUAUGGAUCUGGGGAGGAAGAGGACGCUCAGGAUAGUGGAAAAUCUGCCAAAGAUGUUACACAGGACAGCAAUUCUUCUGGCACUCAUAUUAUUCACCAGGAUGCCACAAAGAUUCGAUCACAGUUAAAUGUAGGGAAGGAUGGAUCAUUACCUAGAAGCACAGUUCCUUCCAUUAAAGAGAAGGCUAACACUGUAAAGAAGAAUACUUUGGUCACCGUGUCGAAAUCUGGAACAACUAAGGGUGUGGAAAGGGAAACUCAUUUAGUUCAUGCUGAUGUUGAUAAAGCUAGAGAAUCAGCUGUUGGAGUGACUUCAAAUAUCGACCCUGUAAUUCCAGAGCCUCCACCUGAAUUGAAGAGAGUGAUUGACAAGCUUGUUGAGUUUAUUAUGAGAAAUGGCAAACAGUUUGAGGCAACUCUUAUUGAGCAGGAUGCAAAGUACGGACGAUUUCCUUUUCUUCUACCAUUGAACAAGUAUCAUCCUUACUACUUGAAGGUCCUCGAGACAGCUCAGGAGUCACAAGCAAAUGGGAAGGGUUUGUAUUCUGGAAAGGAACGUAAAAAGGGUUCUGUUCUUAAGGAAAAGGAUUCUGCAUUUGAUGACAUGCCCCUGGAAUCAGACAAGAAAGAGAAGUUCAAAAUGGUGAUUGGCAAAUCAAAGAAAGAAAUGCAGGAGACAGAAUCGAAAGGAACCCAACCCGAAUCUGGAGUAAUGGUUGAUGCUGAAGCUGCAGCUGCUAUCCUUGAGGCUGCCACAAGGGGAACCAAACAUGCUGGUUACAAGCUGAGUUCAAGUAAUUCUUCCGGUGCUCUGUUUCAUACAAAUAGCAGUGAAGAUGGAAACCCUGGAAAUGUAGGCAAUCAUGUCUCUCCACCAACAGAUUAUGCUGUUUCAAAGUCUGAACAUAUUGAGAUUCAAAAUGAAUCAAAUGUCGCCAAGAUGCUUGGGAGAAAAGCUGCUGUGGAAGUGGCCAAUGAAGCAGACUCUGGCGAGGCACACUUGACGAAAGAACAGAAGCUGAAGGCGGAGAGGCUGAAGAGGGCUAAAAUGUUCGUCGCCUUACUGAAAAAUGGUGAAGUGCCAUUUAAAACAGGAACCUCCCAUGGCUCAUCGCUAGAACCUCCAGAAGCUCUAAUCUCGAUGUCUGCCAGUAAGGUUGAUGUUAAAGAAAGAGAAGGCAGCAUAGCUCCGGCAGAUGUCGAUAGGCCUGCUGACAGUGAAAAGUUGGAGAGGAAUUACUUCGGCGACGACCAUGCUCAGCGACACUUGAAUAGAAAAUAUAGAUCUAGACCUGAUGUUGAGGAUGAUGAUGAAGAAGACAAAAUGGAUAACGGCAAUGAGCGCCAUAGGAAAAGGGAUCGUAAAUCAAGAUCCAGGCAUCGGGACCAAGAUCACGGUGAUUCUUCUGAUGACAAUAACGAUGAAGGUAGAAGCAGUGAAGAGGAGGACGACGGCAGGCAUUACAAAUCAAAGCGCAGGUCUCUUCGUUCACAGCAGGAAGAUGAACACGACAGGGAUGGUGGUGAUAAACAUAGAAAGGAUAAGAAUCAUAAACGAUCUAGCAAGAAACAUCAAUCCAGGAAGAGGGGCUCAUCAAAGCAGCAUCCUGAGGAAGAAGACGAACAUGAUCACGAUGAAGAAGAGAGGAAACACUCCCGGAAAGGCCACCGCUCCUCCCAUCAUAGCAGGGAUAAACAUCGACACGGGAGUAAGCGUCCUUCUAGAAACAGAGAAUCUGAAUCCAACCUCAAGAAUGGGACCUCUUCAGACGAAGAGCACCGGAAAGCUAGUGGCGUGAAUAAGCACAGAAAAAGAUCACGCCAUGAAAGAAACAAUCUGGAAGAGGGUGAGAUAAGCUCCAGAGUCUCAGAGGAGUCGAGAGGAAUCGCAGUUGCAAAUGGUCAUGUCGGCGGAGAAGCUUCUGCUGAGGGUACGAGCUCUAGAGAGAGGGCUCCAUCUCAACCCCUCCCUGAAAGUGCCACCGAGGUCCCCGAUGACCUGAGGGUCAAAAUUCGUGCAAUGCUGAUGGCGACACGUUUAUAGGUGGUGAGUUGUUGAUUGAUGAUCCAUCGUUGGAUGUUCAUAGUGUAAGAGACUGGGAAGAAGAAAGACAUGAAGAAUUUGGUGUGUGGAGUGAAUGGCUGAACGUGGAAAAUCAAGAUGAUAUAUAUAUAUAUUUGAUAUGUUGGUUCUUAUGAUGAUGUGAUGGGGUGAUUUGUAAGAUGAAAUAUAGAUUAGUUGAAUUUUUUUUUGUCAACAUUUGGAGGAAAAGAUAUCUAGCAAGUAUGUAAUAUAUAUAUUUUUAUUUUA
Andrographis paniculata is the source of this 3720-nucleotide messenger RNA. RefSeq lists its product as uncharacterized. Gene Ontology annotation, biological process: mRNA 5'-splice site recognition; RNA processing. The transcript is spliced from 3 exons. Gene Ontology annotation, molecular function: RNA binding. Bases 949 to 3453 code for a protein of 834 amino acids. Lineage: Eukaryota; Viridiplantae; Streptophyta; Magnoliopsida; Lamiales; Acanthaceae. The record is from RefSeq and is a predicted model, not a curated record.